Molecule: messenger RNA, 534 nt
Organism: Pleurotus ostreatus (oyster mushroom)
Lineage: Eukaryota; Fungi; Basidiomycota; Agaricomycetes; Agaricales; Pleurotaceae
Exons: 7
Coding region: 1-534 (177 amino acids)
Biological process (GO): DNA catabolic process
Molecular function (GO): nucleic acid binding; endonuclease activity
Source: RefSeq, a predicted model, not a curated record
AUGUCCCUAGAUCACUUUAUCGGCGACAUUGGGCAGCCUCUGCACGUCGAGGCGGACGCCCUAGGCGGGAAUCGAAUCUCUGCCAGAUGCAAUGGUGCCAGUACAAAUCUUCACUCUGUGUGGGACUCUGGGAUAAUUAACAGAUUGCUUCAACAAAGCCAUGGGAACUCAGUUGCAAACUGGGUUGACAAUCUCGUUGCUCGCAUCAAGACGGGCUCGUUUAAAUCCCUCACAAGCAGCUGGUUGAGCUGCAGUUCUGUGACGCAGCCUUUGCGACGAGAUUUGGACGUCCAGAUUAACGAGUUCCUCAGUACACGAGCUGUAACCCCACUUGAAUGCCCCCUGGUUUGGGGCGGUGAAUCGAAUAAAUUCGUUUGCUCGACUGUUUUCACCUUUUCCACUGGCGAAGAUCUAUGCACUGGGAGUUACUUUACAAACGCCGUCCCCGUGAUUGAGUUGCAGAUAGCGAAGCAAGCAUUCCGCUUAGCCGCUUGGCUCAAUGUGUUAUUUGACGGAGCAACAAAUCUCCCAUGA